This is a messenger RNA of Enhydra lutris kenyoni (northern sea otter), 2416 nucleotides long. Its product is annotated as tumor protein 63. Gene Ontology annotation, biological process: apoptotic process; protein tetramerization; regulation of transcription by RNA polymerase II. Gene Ontology annotation, cellular component: nucleus. Gene Ontology annotation, molecular function: RNA polymerase II cis-regulatory region sequence-specific DNA binding; DNA-binding transcription factor activity, RNA polymerase II-specific; protein binding. The transcript is spliced from 14 exons. The coding region runs from base 35 to 2077 and encodes 680 amino acids. NCBI's taxonomy places the organism in Eukaryota, Metazoa, Chordata, Mammalia, Carnivora, Mustelidae. The record is from RefSeq and is a predicted model, not a curated record.
UCCACUUGUUGAUUAUCAAAGAGAGUUGAAGGAAAUGAAUUGUGAAACUUCUCGGUGUGCUACCCUACAGUACUGUCCCGACCCAUACAUCCAGCGGUUUGUAGAAACCCCAGCUCAUUUCUCUUGGAAAGAAAGUUAUUACCGAUCCACUAUGUCACAGAGCACACAGACAAAUGAAUUCCUCAGUCCAGAGGUCUUCCAGCAUAUCUGGGAUUUUCUGGAACAGCCCAUAUGUUCUGUUCAGCCCAUUGACUUGAACUUUGUGGAUGAGCCAUCAGAAAAUGGUACAAGAAACAAGAUCGAGAUUAGCAUGGACUGUAUCCGCAUGCAGGACUCGGACCUCAGUGACCCCAUGUGGCCACAGUACACGAACCUGGGGCUCCUGAACAGCAUGGACCAGCAGAUCCAGAACGGCUCCUCGUCCACCAGCCCCUACAACACAGACCACGCGCAGAACAGCGUCACGGCGCCGUCGCCCUACGCGCAGCCCAGCUCCACCUUCGAUGCCCUCUCUCCGUCCCCCGCCAUCCCCUCCAACACCGACUAUCCGGGUCCGCACAGCUUCGACGUGUCCUUCCAGCAGUCCAGCACCGCCAAGUCGGCCACCUGGACGUAUUCCACUGAACUGAAGAAACUGUACUGCCAAAUUGCAAAGACAUGUCCCAUCCAGAUCAAGGUGAUGACUCCACCUCCACAGGGCGCUGUCAUCCGUGCCAUGCCUGUCUACAAGAAAGCUGAGCAUGUCACCGAGGUGGUGAAACGGUGCCCCAACCACGAGCUGAGCCGUGAAUUCAAUGAGGGACAGAUUGCCCCUCCCAGUCAUUUGAUUCGAGUAGAAGGAAACAGCCAUGCGCAGUACGUAGAAGACCCCAUCACAGGAAGACAGAGUGUGUUGGUACCUUAUGAGCCACCCCAGGUUGGCACUGAAUUCACGACAGUCCUGUACAAUUUCAUGUGUAACAGCAGUUGUGUUGGAGGGAUGAACCGCCGUCCAAUUUUAAUCAUUGUUACUCUGGAAACCAGAGAUGGGCAAGUCCUGGGCCGACGCUGCUUUGAGGCCCGGAUCUGUGCUUGCCCAGGGAGAGACCGGAAGGCGGAUGAAGACAGCAUCAGGAAGCAGCAGGUGUCGGACAGCGCAAAGAACGGUGACGGUACGAAGCGCCCUUUUCGUCAGAACACACAUGGCAUCCAGAUGACAUCCAUUAAGAAACGGAGAUCCCCAGAUGAUGAGCUGUUAUAUUUACCAGUGAGGGGCCGUGAGACCUAUGAAAUGCUGCUCAAGAUCAAGGAGUCUCUGGAACUCAUGCAGUAUCUGCCUCAGCACACGAUUGAGACCUACAGGCAGCAGCAACAGCAGCAACACCAGCAUCUACUUCAGAAACAGACCUCGAUGCAGUCUCAGUCUACAUACGGUAACAGCUCCCCACCUCUGAACAAAAUGAACAGCAUGAACAAGCUGCCUUCCGUGAGCCAGCUUAUCAACCCUCAGCAGCGCAACGCCCUCACCCCUACAACCAUUCCUGAUGGCAUGGGAGCCAACAUUCCUAUGAUGGGCACCCACAUGCCAAUGGCUGGAGACAUGAAUGGACUCAGCCCCACCCAGGCCCUCCCUCCCCCACUCUCCAUGCCAUCCACCUCCCACUGCACUCCCCCACCUCCGUACCCCACAGAUUGCAGCCUUGUCAGUUUCUUAGCGAGGUUGGGCUGUUCAUCAUGUCUGGACUAUUUCACGACCCAGGGGCUGACCACCAUCUAUCAGAUUGAGCAUUACUCCAUGGAUGAUUUGGCAAGUCUAAAAAUCCCUGAACAAUUCCGACAUGCCAUCUGGAAGGGCAUCCUGGACCACCGGCAACUCCACGACUUCUCCUCCCCUCCCCACCUCCUGCGGACCCCGAGUGGUGCCUCUACCGUCAGUGUGGGCUCCAGUGAGACCCGGGGCGAACGUGUUAUUGACGCUGUGCGCUUCACCCUGCGCCAGACCAUCUCCUUCCCACCCCGCGAUGAGUGGAAUGACUUCAACUUUGACAUGGAUGCUCGUCGCAACAAGCAACAGCGCAUCAAAGAAGAGGGGGAGUGAGCACUACCAUGUUAACUCCUCCCAUGCUCUCCCUGUCUGUCUUUCUGUCUGCCUUCUUACAAGGCACUAGUGCUUGACCUUCAAAGUGUCCUCCCUAGCUCCUCUCCUUCCUCUUCUCAGUCUGGCUUCUUAAGGGAAGAAGUAAGAGGUUAUCUUUGAUCUAAUGUCCAACCUGGCACCUGAUUCUGAUUUUGGCUUUAAGCCUUCAAAUCUAUUGCUUGCAGAACUGAAGUUAUCAUGGCUAGGUGGAAGUGAGCAAAAGAGCAGUGGGUAUCUCCUUAAGCUGCAAAGAUUUCUCAUUGACUUUUAUAAAGCAUUUUCACCCUUAUAGUCUAAGAC